This is a messenger RNA of Colletotrichum chrysophilum, 1089 nucleotides long. RefSeq lists its product as uncharacterized. Gene Ontology annotation, biological process: protein O-linked glycosylation. The transcript is spliced from 2 exons. Lineage: Eukaryota; Fungi; Ascomycota; Sordariomycetes; Glomerellales; Glomerellaceae. Bases 1 to 1089 code for a protein of 362 amino acids. The record is from RefSeq and is a predicted model, not a curated record. Gene Ontology annotation, molecular function: glycosyltransferase activity; protein binding.
AUGUCACCUGGAACUCUAUCGACGCAGCCCAACGUUCCCGGCAUUCCCCCUGGCAGUGGACUAGCCCUGGCUCUCGCUUACUACAACUACGGCCUGCUACUGGAUCCGAAACAUGUCCAUCUGCAUACGAAUCUCGGAAGCCUUCUGAAGGACAUUGGCCAGCUUGAUCUGGCUAUUCAGAUGUACGAGCAAGCUGUUCAGUGUGAUGGCAACUUCGAUAUCGCCUUGACGAACCUCGCAAACGCCGUGAAGGACCGCGGACGCGUCAACGACGCUAUUACAUACUACAAGCGAGCUGUUAACUCCAAUCCCGAGUUUGCUGAAGCUGUGUGUGGGCUCUCCACCGCCCUCAAUUCAGUUUGUGACUGGAGAGGCCGAGGGGGCGCGCUCGUUCAAGGAGGCGACUUCGACCGUUGGCACGUCGACGAUGACGGCAUGUUGGUGGACGCACGCCUACAAGGUCGAUUUACCGGUCUUACCAAGAAGGUUAUCGACAUUGUGGCCCGUCAGCUCGAGGACGCAUCGACGUGGGGUUCAGGGGCGCUAUGCGAAAGCGAUAUACUUCCUCUCGCUGUACAGCUUCAAUCGAUCGACCCCGACUUGAAGGAUACCUCACCUGAUUUGGCGGGAAAACUUCGAACAUGGACAAAAAGCCCAUGGGAAGGAUCUCGGGUGUUGAGGCUGGUGGAGCGAGCCACGCGGGCUUCCAUGCGACAAUGGUACUGUGACAAAUACGUUCGAGGUGUAGUCAACGGUUCCAAGUAUGAGCGACCGCGCUUGCCAGCCAACUUGACCGUGCCCUCGGCUCCUACUGUCCUACCUUUCCAUACCUUUACGUGCCCCUUGACAGCGAAAGACAUUCGCAUGAUAUCACAGCGCAAUGCCUUCAGGAUCUCAUGCUCAACACUACGAUCACCAUGGCUGCCAAACACCGUGUACCCGCCACCUCGACCUCCUUCGCCGCAUCUUAAUGUUGGUUACGUGUCGUCGGACUUCAACAACCAUCCUCUGGCGCACUUAUCGAACGAGAAGCGCCAGUCUUCAGGGACGCGAGCAAUUGGUCUUCAGACAGGCUCGUGGAGCAAAUAG